AAAAAAAAAAAAAAAAAAAAAAAAAAAAAAAAAAAAAAAAUUUAACUCGACGUUUUCAAAUAAAAAAUAGAUGAAGAGUAGCCAACGUCAAGCUCUUAGGAUUCUAAUGAUUUCAUUCAUUUCAGGUUUUUCCAUGGAAAAUGAACCAAAACUAUCUGUUAUGAGCCGAAAGCUCCAAGGGUCUUAAGUAGCUCAUAAAGAGAAUAUAAAAAGAGCAAACGCUUGUAGAGUUUGAACAUGAACUCAACAUCGUUCUUCAUGAUUGAUGAGACUGAUUGCAGCGAGAAGACCAUGGCCAAAACUAUGUAGUUCUUCAGCCUUGCUUCCUCUAAACUUUUCAUUCCUUUUGCCCGAAUCUUUUUUACUGGUCAACAUAAUUUUCCCGUGUCAUAUCACCAUACUAAGCAAAAAUGAAAAGAGAUAGACCCAAUGGAACAUGGAUUCCCAGUGUGCUUAUUCCCAUUAAGGAAUUCCGAGAGCAGAAUCCCUUUCUAAGAAGGAGCUAUGUCCUGAAACUUUCAAUCAGUCAUUGGAAACUCGGAUGGCUGCAAAGGCUCUAGGUAAGGAUUUUAAUCGUUCAACGUACAAAAACCACUCGCCGUUUUUUCACCACCUUAGUUGUACCUUGAAAGCCAUCGACCGAGCAUAAUCAAAGGGAUAGGGAGAAUACUUACCUGUCAAAUACUUUUCUCGGUCAUGUAUAGCAUCCUCCAUCGUAUGGAUUUUUUUCUUUCAUUGUAUUAUACUUACUAGGCAGUGUUUUCAUGAAGCAAAAUUGAAACCAAAUCAGGAAUGCGACCCCUUCGCUAUUGAAAACUCAAGCCUUCAUUUUCUUUUCUUUCAAUCCAUUUCUAUUUAUUCCAUAUCCUCCUCAUUUCGUUUAUCGUAGCUGUUGCGUAUGAUAAGCCAAUGUUUCUCCAGGUCAAACAAACAUGUCCUUAUUUUUUAUUUCAAAGAGGUGAUUAAAACGCAAGAAAGAAAUUAGUAAAUAAAAAAAUUAUAUAUAUAUAUAAGCAAUCCAAGCCUGCGACUUAAAACUCCUGGUGUUUUGGCAUGAUGUUUUGGGGGCAUUUAUGCGAAAUGUGGGGCUUAGGUUAAAUCUGAUCUGAUUAGAGCUAAAAAUCAUCUUAUCUGAUGACUACGAAAUGUUUAUCAGAUCAAUAGCCAUUGGCUAACGCUUCCGCUUAAAUUUGCAAGUUUCUCUCUUCAUGGGAAAUUCGGGAAUAACCUUGCGUUAUCGAAUGAGUUAUCUUCAAUGAAACAAAGGUUCAAAGAUCCCUCGAACAUUCCGAAUCCACGUUCUGGUAUCAUCUUAUUUCACCACAAAGUCUCAAACGAUCAACGUCAUUUAAGUUUCCACCGAUUGCAAUAAAAAAGGUAUAAAAAGGGCUCCAUUCACGACUUCGGUCUUCAUACAAUUGGGACUCUUUUUACUUUUUUUAUCUGAUUUUUCUGUAACAAAAUGACUGGUGAAUACGGAAAAGAAAAAGCUCUUAUUAACCAUCUAUUCUCUUUGCCUCCUGAGAAAUUGGAUGCAAUUCGUGGAAAACCUGACUUGGUUUUAAAUGCCAUUGAUGAUUUUCAGGAAAGUACAAAGACCCAUUACAUGGAUAUUGGCCAAGUAAAGGGUCAGAUUAUUGUGAAUAAAAUCCAAGAAAAAAAGCCGAAAGUUACGGUUGAAUUAGGGGGCUAUCUUGGCUACUCUGCUAUUUUAUUCGGUAAAGAGCUUUUACAAGAUCCUGCUGCUCAUUACUAUAGCCUUGAAGUGAACCCUACUUUCGCCGAAAUGGCUUUCAAGGUGAUUGAUUUAGCGGGACUUUCUCAUAAAGUGACGGUCCUUGUAGGCUCUGCGACGGAAUCUUUGGUUGCUUUGCAACAAAAACUUCGUAAAGAUGUCUCUGGUUCCCAUGCAUUUGAUUUUGUUUUUAUUGACCACUGGAAAGAUCUAUAUGUUCCUGACUUGCGAGUGAUGGAAUCCUUGAAUUUAGUCGCACCAGGAACUAUUUUGGUAGCAGACAACAUCUACAUCCCUGGGGCUCCAGAGUAUGUCGAGUAUGUACAAGGCAGUUCAGACUACAAGCAUGAGCACAAUGCCAGAGUUCGCAAUGUAAAUGGAUAUGACUAUAUUGGAAGAUGGGAUAUCUUGUAUGACUCGAAGACCGUACCUGUCGAACUUCAUGGAAGAAAGGAUGCUCUUGAAAUCACAUACUGCACUGGAUAUACUGAAAAGUGAUAAAAUGAACCCUUCGAAGUGAGCUAUUUAGACUCUUACUACACUCAUUCUUUUGCUUUGUUACGUUUGUUUUGAGACAUGUAUAACAUUUUUAAUAUAGUUUAAAACGAUUUCUCUUUAAAUGGAUUAUCCUAAAAAAGCUUGUUUGAUAUAUAAAACAUAUGCUCAUCAGUAGUCAUGUUCAUAGGUAGCUUUUGGCUUUCAGGACCUUUGUUGCGUAGACGAUACCAUAUUCAUCAUUUUGGUUAACCUUUCAUAUAUGCCCAUUGCGAGUUUCUAUAUGCUCAUCAGCUAGAAAUGAAUUGCAGCAAAGAGCAAAAUUUGAAAAUGAAAAAACAACCACGUACAGCACUAUACAUCUACC
Messenger RNA from Schizosaccharomyces cryophilus OY26, 2597 nucleotides. Its product is annotated as COMT 2 protein. The record is from RefSeq and is a predicted model, not a curated record. The transcript has a single exon. Bases 1463 to 2233 code for a protein of 256 amino acids. NCBI's taxonomy places the organism in Eukaryota, Fungi, Ascomycota, Schizosaccharomycetes, Schizosaccharomycetales, Schizosaccharomycetaceae. Gene Ontology annotation, molecular function: O-methyltransferase activity.